Gadus morhua (Atlantic cod) is the source of this 2895-nucleotide messenger RNA. RefSeq names its product ankyrin repeat domain-containing protein SOWAHC. Gene Ontology annotation, molecular function: protein binding. The coding region runs from base 173 to 1228 and encodes 351 amino acids. Lineage: Eukaryota; Metazoa; Chordata; Actinopteri; Gadiformes; Gadidae. The transcript is spliced from 11 exons. The record is from RefSeq and is a predicted model, not a curated record.
GAACCAGCGGGGGUCCUGCUGCUACAGUACAUGGGUGGAGUAAAGCUGGACAUAUGCAACGGGGUUUUCCUCCCAAAUUAGCCGAGGGGGUGAACACUGGGCAUUAUGUCUUGAGUAAACGACUAAUACAAGUUAUUUUAGCGGUUGUACGCCUUGGAACCAACACGCUGAGAUGGGCGAUGUGACAGAAGAGUCGUUGUUGGAUUAUUUUUACUCAACCGGCGGCGAUUCAGGCAAAGUAAAAAAUGCUGAUCUAUUGAAGACAUAUAAGCCUUAUAUCGGUCAUACUGAUUUACAAUUACGUGCUAAAUACAGGGAGGAAUUCAAGCUCAUCAUGGACAGAAUAGCUGUUAUGAAAUCAGAGAAUGGCGAGAACAUCCUGGUGCUCCGGAGGAAGUACAGACAGAUGCUGGUGGAGCGGGACGGCCCGUCCAGGACGCCGGCCACGGCCCGAUGGGAGGCCCCGGCGCAGGAGGCCUACUCACCUGUUCCUGCCAAGAGGCCCCUGCAGGAGAUCUCCGCAGAGCAGCGCCCCCUGGAGGGUGAGGACAGGGGGUCCGGUCGGGGGCCGUCCUCCUGGGGUCCGGAGCCCGGGGGGCCGAGUGAAUGUGCGGACCUGCCGUCGUCACUGGAGUACGACUCGGAGCAGGACGCAGAGAGCCUGGGCCCGACCUCCAUCGCUCUCGACCCCAUAGAGAAGGACUGGAUCUACUCGGCCGCGAGUGCACGUGUGCCCGAUCUGUCUCAACUGCUGCAGCAGGACCCCUCUUUGGCCAACAAGAAGGACUUCACCUCUUUUACGGCUUUGCACUGGGCAGCAAAGCAUGGGAAAGAGGACAUGGCCACACUGGUGGUUAAGGCUGGCGCUGACGUCAACACCAAAUCGGGAUACACACCUCUACACAUAGCGGCGCUGCACGGCCACCAGCACAUGGUUGAGCUGCUCGUCCAGACAUACGGGGCAAAGAAGAACCUCAGGGACUACAGCGGCCAUCUUGCCAGCCAGUACCUGACGGACCGGGAUCCUGAUGAGCCAGGAGAGGAGAGCGAAACACAGCUCCAAGCGGCCCAGGCCAGGGAGCGGGGCCGCAACAGGAAGCUGCCGUCUCUCUUCCUGUCCAAGAAGAAGUGGGGCUCUGCGGAGGAGCUGGCGCCCAUAGAGGAGGAACGGUCCACCCCCCCACAGCCGCUGCUGCCCGCCUACAGGCCCAGGAAGUUCUCCCGAUGAACGCACCAGAGACUGUAGUAAAGAGAGCUCCUCCAAACACCCGUCUCAGCUCACAUACAAGACGCAUGGUUAAUUACCUCAUGAUCUAUGGCUCUCUCUCCCUCCCUUGCUCUCGCUCUCUCCUUCUCGCUCCCUCUCUCUUGCUGUCUCUCUCUUUCACUCUCUCCUUCUCGCUCCCUCUCUCUUGCUGUGUCUCUUUCACUCUCCUUCUCGUGCCCUUUCUCUUGCUGACUUUCUCUCGCUCUCUCCUUCUCGCUCCCUCUCUCUUGCUGUCUCUCUCUUUCACUCUCUCCUUCUCGCUCCCUCUCUCUUGCUGUCUCUCUUUCACUCUCCUUCUCGUGCCCUUUCUCUUGCUGACUUUCUCUCGCUCUCUCCUUCUCGCUCCCUCUCUCUUGCUGUCUCUCUCUUUCACUCUCUCCUUCUCGCUCCCUCUCUCUUGCUGUCUCUCUUUCACUCUCUCCUUCUCGUGCCCUUUCUCUUGCUGACUUUCUCUCUCUCUCUCUCUCCUUCUCGCUCCCUCUCUCUUGCUCUCGCUCUUGCUCUCUCCCUCUCCCUCCCUCCCUCCAAAUCCCUAUAUCUUGCUUUAUCUCUUGCUCUUUAACUCACACAAAAAAACACCUUGUCUAAGUGUGUUACAUCAUAGGAGUUAAUAACAACGAGGGACUAAUGAAGUGCUUUGCUUAGAUUGCAUUUUUGCCAAAUGAGAGGUUUAAUUGAUUUACAAUGCAAAGAUAAAUAUAAAUGAAUAGGUUUCACACACACACACACACACACACACACACACACACACACACACACACACACACACACACACACACACACACACACACACACACACACACACACACACACACACACACACACACACACACACAGUUUGUUGCAUGCGUGCAAGCAAACUCCUCAUGCAAAUGGUUCAUUUUGAAGGAUUUCAAAAGAAAUAGAAGUUGAUCAAGUCAGUGCCUUGCUUAAGAUGAUCAACACAUUCGUGCUAGCUAAAAGAUUGUCACUGUGGUCUGACUGGUUCUUGUUGAACGUUUGAACAUUUACCUUUCAUUUAUUUUUUUCCAAUAUGCUAGGCUGGGAUAGGAUUCUCUCCCUGUGUGUCAGAAACCUCUGUGUCCCAAGUGAACAAAUCUGACAAGCAGGUAAAGAGCACAUUAUAAGCUUAUCUGAAUCUCCCUUUCACACCCACAAACCGAUUCUGAGCCAAAGGAACAUUCCAGAGGUAAUCCCAAAGCUAUGUUAGAACCUUGACGUUACAGGACUGUUGUCGUCUCAGGCGUUACGCUCGGUUUAUCAGUUUAGCCAGUAUUUCAUGUUGAUACCUUCAGACUUUUGCACUUGUUGUAUUUAUGUAUCAGUUUCCUUGGUUGCAAAAUGUAUUGAAACGACUUGACUUCACCCUGCUGCACUCUUUAGUGCAUCAUUUGCAUUUUCUGAAGGAAAGCUAUUUUGUUUUGUGUCCCGCGGGACGAUAAUAUGUCACAGAUUUUUAUUAUUAGAGGAAUGUUUGUGAAUGAAUAGUGAGCACAUGCUGUAUGUGUUUAUCUGAGGAGCUGUACCAUAAUAAUAUUUUUGUGAACAUCUGGAACAACAUCGACACAAUACGGAGGGACUUCAUGAUCAUUUGAUUAUGCUGAUUAAAAAUUGAAUGUCCUAACUAA